AUGUAUAACGAAUAUGGAUACAAAAGGCUAGCAAGAUACUUCUCAUCAUCUUUUGAACAAGAUACAGGUUUACCAUAUAAACAAGUGGACAGAUCUGCAGAAUCAGAUAUCGGGUGGGUAACAAGUGAUAUAAGAUUUAAAGAAGAACUAAAUUGGAACUCUUCUACAAGGGAUUCAUCGAAAAUUGAAGUUGGAUCAUUAAUAGACAGAUUGGGUAAUGGUUCUAUUGAACCUAACCCUGAUAAUAGGCUAAAUAACACUUUGAAAGAUGCUCCUAUAGCAGUAAUUCCAUGUGGAUUAUUAUAUCCGAGAGUAUUUAUAGGGAAUAUUCCACCAAAUAUAAGCUUUGAAGUACUGAAAAACUUGAUAUUAACAGCAAUAGAUGAUUGUAACAAUUCAUCUGGUUCUUUGAUUUCACUAAAUUAUCAAUCAAGUUAUAAGGAAUGGAGGACAGCAUAUGCUAGUUUAACAACUUGGAAUAAUGCUCAGAAAGUAAUCCAGCAUCUACAUCUUAGACGGCACUUUAAAAAUGUGCCAUAUCAUAGACUAGUUGCAUGUGUAGCUCCAUACCCUCCCCCAUCAGUUCUAUCAUCAAGUUUCGAAUCGGCAUACGAUCCUGGUGAGGCAGAGUCGAUUAUUUUGGAGUUUCAGGAAAUUAACAAGAAACUCUUAUUGCAUGAACCACGUGGUACCGAAAUAUGGCUUCCAUCAUAUAAUCGUAUUGAACGUAGUAGGAACUUUUGCAAUAUUUGGAAUUGCUUUAAAAGAGAUGAAAUAAAUAAAAUAAGUACUAAAUGGAUGCAAUACUAUAAAGAAAAUGGUACCUGUGAUUACUGGGAUUCGUUAUCAGGGCAUAUGCAGUCACAUAUGCCAAGUAGUUCAUCUAUGGAAGAUAAACUACACUUGCCUACUACAAUAACCUUGCUACGAGAUGGACCUGGUGGAGCAAAUUUAUUUAUAUAUGGGAUUCCGAAUGAUUGGACAGAAGUUACGUUGAUGCAACUAUGUCAGAAAUUUGGUCAUAUUGUUGGUAUCAGAUUACCUGCAGCAAAUGACAAUGAUAAGCUAAACCGCUGUUUUGGCUUUAUUAGCUAUGAUAAUAAACCGUCUACUUGGGCAGCAAUUAGGUCAAUAUCUGGUAUUAAGUUUCUUGGAAAACCUCUGAAGUUGCAACUAAAAGCAGGUGAAGAUUCUCUACUACCCCUUACAUUAAGACCAAUUGUUGAAGGCUCAGCUAGAAACAAAAGUGGUGGUUUCUACGAGUACUCUGGAAUUGGGGAAUCUAGAAACAGAAAUCAACAAUACAAAAAGUUCUCAUCUCCACAUAAUCAUUCCUCCCAAGUUUGCAAAAACUCUUACAAUAAUUCACGCAGUUUUUCAAAAAAUAAAGAAAGAGGUGAUCAGACUCAAUUAUCUAUUGGAUCUAAUCUUUAUCCUACUCAUCCACAAACAAGCAAAUAUAUGUCUUGCAAUACUCUAUCUACACCAUCUACAACUACAUCAUCUCAUAUUUUCGGUUCAUCAUCCGCACUGAUAUUUUCGGACUUUUUCGAUAUACAGUCAACACCAUCCACUCCAAGAGAGAAUAAUCAGCAUAAUGUCAGUUACUUUCCAGAUGAUUCAAAUAACUUAAAUAUUUUACUUAAAAAUAUUCUCUCACUGGAUAAUAUAGGCAACUGUAAACUUUAG
Molecule: messenger RNA, 1689 nt
Organism: Cryptosporidium muris RN66
Lineage: Eukaryota; Apicomplexa; Conoidasida; Eucoccidiorida; Cryptosporidiidae
Product: RNA recognition motif. family protein
Exons: 1
Coding region: 1-1689 (562 amino acids)
Cellular component (GO): ribonucleoprotein complex
Molecular function (GO): RNA binding
Source: RefSeq, a predicted model, not a curated record